GAUUUGCGAGCUCAUAAAGCUUUAACUCAAGCAAAUUCUCUCUCUCUCUCUCUCUCUCUCUCUCUCUCUCUCUCCAUUUUCUUUUUCUCUUUUCUCACCCACCACUCUCACACACCUCUUCACCUCACCUUACACACUAAAAAAACAUCACUCCUCUCUCUAAAAAAUUCAAUCUUUUUGCUGUUCCAACAUGUCUUUUAGAGUUUGUUUCAGUUUCAGAUCUUAAGGGCGGGAGUGUUAUGCUUCUUCUAAUAUUUUGAAGCUCAAGAAAACAGAGCAAAUUUUUGCUUUCUUUUCUCCUACUUUUUGUGGGGGGUAAUUCUUGUUUUUGUAAUCUCAAAGCUGGCUGUUUUAUGUAUAUACUGAAGGGGUUGUGGUGAUUUGUUUGUCUACUUUAAGAAGGUGCCAUCUUUUUCAGUAAUAUUUGGGUAAAAGUUCUCUCUUUUUUGGCCUUAAACGCGAAGAUUCAGGCCUCUCUCAACGUGUCAUUUGUUCUCUGUAUUAAACACAGCUGGAGAAUUAAUUACAUAGAGGUAAAAAAAGGGGUUAAAGAUUCCAAAGAAUUGAAAAAAAACAGAGGGCUGAGGUAAAAAGUUGAUGGUUUUUAAAAAAAAAUAAAAGCUUAAAUGAUGAUAAAGUUUGGAGCUUUAUGUGAAUGGAAAUGGUGUUGUGUUUGUAUCAAACACGAGUAGUUUACAGCUUAUGUGAAUUUGAAAGAGAGAGAAUUUUUGUCUGUAUUUAUAUCCUUUUCAGCCAUAUCUUUCGUUAGAGCAGUUUUGGCUGUACCUUAAUUUGUAAGGGUUUAAGCGUGAAGUGUGUGUUUGAGCCUUCUGUUAUAAGGGGCACAAAGUAUAGAAACAACAAAAGGGGCACCUAGGAAUCUUCUGGCUCAAUCAAGAUCGUUCAUUUAAUCUUGUCUGAGAUCACUAGAAAAAGAAAAAGGAAAGAUAAAGAUAAAGUCUUUGUUUCAGAGAAUCUUAGUUCUCUGUGUUGAUAUAUAUAAUAAAAGCUGUUUGCAGGGAAUAUAUCUACUUGGGGGUGUUUUUAUUUCUUUUAAGGGUGUUUGAAAAUUUGGAAAUCUUGAUUAUUUUUUUGUUUGGGAUUUUGGGGUUUGAGGGCAAAUGGCUAUGGUGGUACAGCAGCAUAGGGAGAGUAGUAGUGGUAGUAUUACAAAACAUCUUGACAGUAGUGGAAAGUAUGUCCGGUAUACAGCUGAGCAAGUGGAGGCAUUAGAGAGGGUUUAUGCAGAGUGCCCUAAACCUAGCUCGUUGCGCCGCCAGCAAUUGAUCCGCGAAUGCCCUAUUCUGUCGAAUAUCGAGCCUAAGCAGAUCAAAGUUUGGUUUCAAAACAGAAGGUGUCGAGAGAAGCAAAGGAAAGAGUCUUCUAGACUACAGACUGUAAAUAGAAAGCUGUCUGCAAUGAAUAAACUAUUAAUGGAGGAGAAUGAUCGCUUGCAAAAACAGGUUUCACAGCUUGUGUGUGAAAAUGGCUUUAUGCGGCAACAAUUGCAUACUGCAUCAGCGGCCACUACUGAUGUAAGUUGUGAGUCAGUGGUUACCACCCCUCAGCAUUCCCUCAGAGAUGCUAACAACCCUGCUGGACUGCUGUCGAUUGCAGAGGAAACCUUAGCAGAGUUCCUUUCCAAGGCUACAGGAACUGCUGUUGAUUGGGUCCCGAUGCCUGGGAUGAAGCCUGGUCCGGAUUCAGUUGGGAUUUUUGCCAUCUCACACAGUUGUAGUGGAGUGGCAGCCCGAGCAUGUGGUCUUGUUAGUUUAGAGCCGACAAAGAUUGCUGAGAUCCUCAAAGAUCGACCAUCUUGGUUCCGAGACUGCCGGAACGUUGAAGUUUUCACGAUGUUUUCUGCAGGAAAUGGAACAAUUGAGCUUUUGUACACGCAGAUAUAUGCUCCUACCACCUUGGCUCCUGCACGUGAUUUUUGGACUCUGAGAUACACAACCACCCUGGAGAAUGGUAGUUUUGUGGUUUGUGAAAGAUCCCUCUCUGGUACUGGAGCUGGGCCGAAUGCUGCUUCUGCUUCCCAGUUUGUAAGAGCUCAAAUGCUUCCGUCCGGAUAUCUAAUCCGACCGUGUGACGGUGGAGGAUCCAUUAUACAUAUUGUUGACCAUCUGAAUCUUGAGGCAUGGAGUGCCCCUGAGAUUUUGCGUCCACUUUAUGAAUCGUCAAAAGUUGUGGCACAGAAAAUGACUAUUGCGGCACUGCGAUAUGCAAGGCAAAUAGCUCAGGAGACUAGUGGGGAGGUUGUAUAUGGUCUGGGAAGGCAACCUGCAGUUCUUCGAACAUUUAGCCAGAGAUUAAGCAGAGGCUUCAAUGAUGCCAUCAAUGGAUUCAGUGAUGAUGGCUGGUCAUUGUUAAGUUCUGAUGGUGGUGAAGAUGUUAUAGUUGCUGUCAAUUCAAGGAAGAACAUUGCCACCACUUCCGUUCCUCUUUCACCGCUGGGAGGCAUCCUUUGUGCCAAAGCAUCAAUGCUACUCCAGAAUGUUCCUCCUGUGGUACUGGUUCGAUUUCUCAGGGAGCACCGUUCAGAGUGGGCGGACUUUAAUGUUGAUGCCUAUGUAGCUUCGUCAAUGAAAUCUUGUUCAUAUGCAUAUCCUGGGAUGAGGCCUACCAGAUUUACCGGAAGUCAGAUAAUAAUGCCACUUGGCCAUACAAUUGAACAUGAAGAGAUGCUUGAGGUUAUUAGAUUGGAAGGACACUCUAUUGGCCAGGAAGAUACUUUUAUGCCAAGAGAUGUUCACCUUCUCCAGAUGUGUAGUGGAACUGAUGAGAAUGCUGUCGGAGCUUGUUCUGAACUAGUUUUUGCUGCAAUUGAUGAGAUGUUUCCAGAUGAUGCACCCCUGUUGCCCUCCGGGUUUCGUAUCAUUCCUCUCGAGUCAAAAUCAAGCGAUCCCCAGGAUACAUCGAAUGCUCAUAGAACACUGGAUCUGGCAUCAAGUCUUGAAGUUGGCCCAGCAACAAACCCUGCUACUGGAGAUGUGGUCUCUGGCUACAGUGCACGAUCUGUGUUGACAAUUGCUUUUCAAUUUCCAUUCGAGGACAAUCUUCAGGACAAUGUAGCUACCAUGGCGCGCCAGUAUGUUCGCAGUGUGGUUUCAUCUGUCCAACGGGUUGCCAUGGCAAUAUCUCCCGCAGGAGUGAAUUCAACAUUCGGGUCCAAGCUUUCUCCAGGCUCCCCUGAAGCUGUAACGUUGUCGCACUGGAUCUGCCAGAGCUACAGUUAUCACAUGGGGACAGAGUUGCUUCAAACUGAUUCGAGGGGCGAUGAAUCAGUGCUAAAAAAUCUUUGGCAACAUCAGGAUGCUAUUUUGUGCUGCUCAUUGAAGUCCCUGCCGGUUUUCAUUUUUGCUAAUAAGGCUGGGCUUGAUAUGCUGGAGACAACCUUAGUUGCUUUACAGGACAUUACUCUAGAUAAGAUAUUUGAUGAAUCUGGCCGGAAAGUGUUGUUCGCUGAAUUUCCCAAGAUCAUGGAACAGGGUUUUGCGUACUUGCCGGGUGGUAUUUGCAUGUCAGCAAUGGGACGACAUAUUUCAUAUGAACAAGCUAUUGCAUGGAAAGUCUUUGCUUCUGAAGAAACUGUCCACUGCUUAGCCUUCUCAUUUAUUAACUGGUCAUUUGUUUAAUGUUGCUGUCAAAUCUCCUUUCUUUUUUUUCCUUUUUGUUUUUUGACAUCUUCCUCACAGAGGACACUGACAGCCAGGAACACAGUUGAACGGAAUGAUCUUUGGGACGGAUGAAAAUUUUGUAACUUGGGGGGCUCCCGUCUGUUUUACCUUUAAUUUAAUUAGACUAAAUUUGUAUUUUGCUUCCUGAAUUCUUCAUACUCUUAUGUAAAUUUUCUAGUGCAGCUUUUUUGAGUGCA
This is a messenger RNA of Nicotiana tabacum (common tobacco), 3877 nucleotides long. Lineage: Eukaryota; Viridiplantae; Streptophyta; Magnoliopsida; Solanales; Solanaceae. The record is from RefSeq and is a predicted model, not a curated record.